Messenger RNA from Aspergillus melleus, 279 nucleotides. RefSeq lists its product as uncharacterized. The record is from RefSeq and is a predicted model, not a curated record. NCBI's taxonomy places the organism in Eukaryota, Fungi, Ascomycota, Eurotiomycetes, Eurotiales, Aspergillaceae. The coding region runs from base 1 to 279 and encodes 92 amino acids. The transcript has 2 exons.
AUGGACACAGCCACCGAAAUCUACGAUGAACAGGACGAUUAUAGGUCAGAUGCAGAUGAGCCCACAGGCGUCCUAGAGAUCAAUACAUCGUCGGAUUGGUAUCAGCCCCAAGCAAGCAACGAAACCUCGAAUCGCGGAAGACGGCGAAGGGCCCGUCAUUCUUCUGUCGGAUCUGUUCCGGCACACAACCCCUCGCGAAUUCAAAUCCACGAGAACGAGGCGCAUCGGAUCAUAGAACCUGGGGUUGUUAUCGCCGAGGGGGGACCCCAACACCUAUAA